AUGGCCGCCACGCGCCAACCAACCAGUUUAGCCGAGAGGAUCGAACCUGGGCAAAGUCCCGACUUAGCCCCAAAGCAUCGGGCGCACCAAGAGUCCCCACGGCAACCGACGAAACACUCACUUCUCAGGCGGAUUCUCGCCCAGCGGCAGCCCGGGGCUCCAGUAGUGAGGAAAGCACCAAAAUGGCGGAGAGAAAAGCAGCAUACACCGCACCAGCGGCAACAGGCACCACGUGAACGGACAUCACCGAUUCUUAAGCCUGUCGACACACCAGUAAUAGUGGAGGUGAUACCGUCCCCGGUGAGCGGCUUUGCCCUGCAGCCCACUCUGAAGCAAGCGCCCCACCGUACCAGCGCUGGUCCUAGGCAGCAUAGCAACACCAAUAAGACACCCUCUCACCCGCCCCACAAUCCGAAAUGA
Molecule: messenger RNA, 420 nt
Organism: Pelobates cultripes (western spadefoot toad)
Lineage: Eukaryota; Metazoa; Chordata; Amphibia; Anura; Pelobatidae
Source: the annotation of a GenBank genome assembly